This is a messenger RNA of Yamadazyma tenuis ATCC 10573, 1488 nucleotides long. Lineage: Eukaryota; Fungi; Ascomycota; Pichiomycetes; Serinales; Debaryomycetaceae. The record is from RefSeq and is a predicted model, not a curated record.
CGAAGUUCUCUUGGGAUUACCAUAUGCUGAGUCCAUUGACAUGUGGUCUUUGGGAUGUAUUGUAGGAGAAUUAUUCUUGGGUUUACCGUUGUUCCCCGGAACGUCGGAGUAUAACCAGGUUUGGAAAAUCGUGGAUAUGUUGGGACCAAUUCCACGGCACAUGAUCGAGGUUGGGAAAAAUUCAAUGAACUUCUUUAAGAAGAAAGACAAUGGGCCUGACACUAAACCCACUUAUGAAAUGAAAACAUACGAAGAAUACCUUGACUUCUUGAAGCAACAUGAAAAGGAAGAAAAGUACAAGAAGGAAGAAAAGAACAAGAAUUACUUUAAGCAGAGGUCCUUGAAAGAUAUCAUCAUGCACUACAAAUUGCCUUCCAAGAAGAUGACGAAUUCCAUGGUUGAGAAGGAGUGUGAAGAGAGACUUUUACUCGUGGACUUUUUAACUAAGGUGCUCAACAUGAACCCAUUGGAAAGAUUGAGUCCACAAGAAGCAUUGAAACACCCGUUUGUCAAGAAUGUCGAAUUACUGAAUGCUUUCAAUACCACCGGUAACAAUCAAACCCACAAUACCAGGUUCCAACAUGGUAAUCACUUUAACGAAGCAUAACUAAUAUAACUAUAAUCUCUUUGAUUGGUAGUGUAAGUGCCCACAAAACCAACUUCGCGAAAAAUAUUUCACUUGAUAAAAAUACACUAACGCUCUUUCAAAGCUUUAUACCAAUAUCGUACCAAAAGCCGGUAGUGAAAGAUGAAUGUUAGUACCAGUGCGUUCGGCGUAAGAAGAAGAAAACCUACGUCACAAGUAGAUGAUGAGGAAAAUGCUGCGACGUUGAAGUUGGGUCAAGAGUUUCAGCUACACCAAUUGACCAACAGUGGAGAAACUGAACAAUUAAUUGCUUUGAAUACAUCGGAAGCACGGCUCUUGAUAAGAGCCGCCUUAAAGGAAAGAAAAAACAAGGGGAAACGGCCAAUGGACAUCGAAGAUGAUGAUGAUGAAAAUGGUAAAGAAGACGAGAUAUCUAAUCUAGAUUUGGCCGGUCCUAACUCUAAUGAAAUUAUCCAAAAGACGUUGAACUAUUUGGCUACUUUCGGUAGGUUCAAGAACUCUUCGUCAACAGAAACUGUGGAAAAGCUUUUGGCAGACUUUGGUUCCUCUGCUUCAGAUCCUUUACAUCCUUUUGAAAUUGCUCAACUAGGAACUUUGGAAUGUGAUGACUCGGAGGAAGCCAAGUCCUUGAUCCCAAGCUUGACCAACAAAGUGACCGACACCCAGUUACAGAAUUUGCUUAAUGAAUUAAGAAAAUACCAAACAUUGUCAUAACCUUCCACCAAUAAAAUCCGUACAUAAACGACUCAAAAACAAAUAUUUGUAAAAUAACUAGAAGAACCAGACUAAUAAAUGAUAAAGCAUUGGGACCAUGGCGGCGAACUUUAUAGUGUCUUAAUAGUUGUCUCUUAACUUAGUGUACUGUUUCUGGCUCAGUUCCU